Molecule: messenger RNA, 1269 nt
Organism: Mobula hypostoma (lesser devil ray)
Lineage: Eukaryota; Metazoa; Chordata; Chondrichthyes; Myliobatiformes; Myliobatidae
Product: F-box/LRR-repeat protein 20
Exons: 14
Coding region: 1-1269 (422 amino acids)
Biological process (GO): SCF-dependent proteasomal ubiquitin-dependent protein catabolic process
Cellular component (GO): SCF ubiquitin ligase complex
Molecular function (GO): protein binding
Source: RefSeq, a predicted model, not a curated record
AUGUUCUCAAAUAACGAUGAAGCUGUAAUAAAUAAGAAACUCCCUAAGGAACUGUUACUCCGAAUAUUCUCCUUUCUGGAUGUAGUCACCUUGUGUCGCUCUGCCCAAGUCUCCAGGUAUUGGAAUGUCCUGGCACUGGAUGGUAGUAACUGGCAGCGGAUCGACCUGUUUGACUUUCAAAGAGAUAUAGAGGGCCGAGUAGUAGAGAAUAUUUCCAAAAGGUGUGGUGGCUUUUUACGGAAGCUUAGUUUGCGUGGAUGCCUUGGCGUGGCAGACAACUCUUUAAGAACCUUUGCUCAGAAUUGCAGAAAUAUUGAACAGUUAAGUCUGAAUGGAUGCACAAAAAUCACAGAUGCAACUUGUACUAGUCUCAGUAAAUUUUGCUCUAAGCUAAAAUGUUUAGAUCUAGCUUCAUGCACGUCUAUCACAGAUCUUUCAUUAAAGGCUUUGAGUGAGGGAUGUCCACUUCUGGAACAGCUGAAUAUAUCCUGGUGUGAUCAAGUGACGAAGGAUGGAAUUCAAGCCUUGGUGAGAGGCUGUGGUGGUCUGAAGGCUCUGUUUCUUAAAGGAUGUACACAGCUUGAAGAUGAGGCUUUGAAAUGUAUUGGUGUUCACUGUCCUGAGCUGGUCACCCUGAACCUACAGACUUGUUCUCAGAUCACAGAUGAGGGGCUGAUAACCAUCUGCAGAGGAUGCCAUAAACUGCAGUCACUCUGUGUCUCUGGCUGCAGUAACAUCACUGAUGCUAUUUUGAAUGCAUUGGGACAGAACUGCAUUCGACUUAGAAUAUUAGAGAUUGCUAGAUGUUCACAGUUAACUGAUGUGGGAUUUACCACAUUAGCUCGGAAUUGCCAUGAGCUUGAGAAGAUGGACCUGGAAGAGUGUGUUCAGAUCACAGACAAUACUUUAAUUCAGCUUUCUAUUUACUGUCCACGGAUCCAAGUGUUGAGUUUGUCUCACUGUGAAUUGAUCACUGAUGAUGGUAUCCGCCACCUUGGGAAUGGGGCCUGUGCUCAUGACCGAUUGGAAGUGAUUGAGUUGGACAACUGCCCACUGAUCACAGAUGCCUCACUUGAAUACCUAAAGAACUGUCACAGUCUGGAAAGGAUAGAGCUGUAUGACUGUCAACAGAUAACACGUGCUGGGAUCAAGAGACUCCGAACACACUUACCCAACAUUAAAGUUCAUGCCUACUUUGCUCCAGUGACACCUCCUGCAUCAGUAAGCGGUGGUCGCCAGCGUUUCUGCAAAUGCUGUAUCGUCCUAUGA